CACCUCCAAUAGACGGACAACUCCCUUGAGCGGACAUUUUUUUUGAUCCCAUUGAAAAUACACUAAAUUCCCAUAUGCUUUAACGGACACUCUCUCGGGCGGACGCGGACACCUAAAAGUGGUCCGAAGAACGGCUAAACCACGCUAAACCUUCUCUUGAGCGGACACAGAAAAAAUUUAAACACGCAAUCGGGGGUUGCAUUGGCGCCAGAGCCUGGGUUUUCCCCGAUACGACGGUACUCCUCGCAUGGCGCCGGUUUGUCGGGAUGUUUUUGUGUUUUGACUGUUUUGUUAAUGCAUUUGGCUUUAGUUUAUUGUCGUAUCUUCUAGCGUUAUUAGCGUAACAACCGAUAUGUCGUCGAAACGUCGAAGUGCUAACUCUUAAAUAAAAAGUUGAGGUAAUUCAGAUUUUUAAUAAAGACAAACGGUUUGGAAUAGGAAAAACACAGGCAGCUGAGAUUAUUAAAAAUAAGGAUGUUUUAUUAAGUAAGUUCCACUCAAAUGUAAAUGUGAAUGAAAAAAGAAGCUUCCUAAGAGAAGAGGGCAGAAAUAUUGACAGACAGUGCUAUGAGUGGUUCAUUAGAGCUCGAAGCAAAAAUAUUCCAUUAUCAGGUUAAAACGAAAAGCCAAAGAAAUCACUGAUGGUUUGGGGUAUAGAACUUUCAGUGCAUCAGAAGGUUGGCUGCAAAAGUUUCGUACCCGGCACAACAUUGCUUUUAGAACUAUCAGUGGGGAGGACGCAAGUGUGAACUCUGCCGAUGUCACGACAUUUUGGGAGAAAGUACCAUCUAUAAUUAAGAACUAUGCUCCCAAAAAUAUCUAUAAUGCUGAUGAGACUGGGCUAUUUUUCCGAGCAGUGCCAAACAGGACUCUACAUUUGAAGCGAGAAAGAAAUUGAAGGUAAAUUUUCAAAAGAGAGACUGACUAUACUUUUUUGUGUAAAUAUGGAGGGACAAAAAGAAAAACCUCUAGUGAUCGGAAAAACGGCCAAACCAAGAGCAUUUAAAAAUAUUAAUGUGAAAGAAUUGCCAGUUACUUAUAGGUGGAAUAAAAAAGCUUGGAUGACCGGUGAACUAAUGGCCGAAUGGUUAAAUCAAUUUGAUGAAAAAAUGAUGCGUGAAAAACGAGAAAUUUUAUUAUUUCUCGACAAUGCAUGUUGUCACCCAAAGGAUAUAAGAUUGAAAAAUAUUAAAUUGAUUUUUUUGCCUCCAAACUGCACUUCUAUUGUACAGCCUUUAGAUCAGGGCAUUAUUAAGGGUUUUAAAACAUUUUAUAGGACAAUCAUUAUUAAAAAACUUUUAUUAGCCAUAAAUACUGCUGAAUCAGCCCAAGAAUUAGCCAGAAAAAUACACGUCCUAGAUGCAAUUUACUUUAUAAACAUUGCAUGGGACCAAGUGACAAAGAAAACGGUUCAAAAUUGCUUUAUUAAGUCUGGAAUUACACACUCUAAUAGUUUAGAAAAUAGAGCAGAAAACCUGGAAAUGUGGGAAAAUGAACACGACAUUCCAUUGUCACUUUUAGCUCAAAUGUUGAGGAAUAAGGAUAAUUUUGGAAUGAUAAACAAUAAUGAUAUCAACAAAUUUUUUAAUGUAGACAAUGAUUUAAUAUUGGAGCAAAUUAAUGACCUUUCUCUGGACGUUUCGAAUCAAGAGGAAGUAGUGGUAUCAUCCGAUGAGUCAGAAGAGGAACACGUUGAGGAAGAAGAGGUAUUGACUACCUAUCAACAGGCUUUUAAUAUGACGCAGUUAAAACGCUUCACUCAGGCUAGGGGUGACCUAUCUGCUUUAGAUUUACUAUCUAAGCUUGAUCUUCAUUUCAAAGAUACUUUGCUCAACAAAAAAAAUCGACAAACGUCUUUAUUAGAAUAUUUUAAUCAUAAACAAUGAUCUUAAUUUGUACAUGUGUUCCAAAAUAUUUACAUAUUAUUUCUUACAAAAAUCUUUAUAUGUAUGUAUGUACUAGUUUAGUUUAUUUUCGGUUUGUUAUUUCUUAAGUUUUUGUUUUGGUUUAUUUUUUUUGCAUAAUUAUAAUUAUUUUGUAACCCUAAUUAUAUACUUAUUGUCAUUAAAUAAUUAGUAUUAAACUUGUU
Messenger RNA from Anthonomus grandis grandis, 2089 nucleotides. Its product is annotated as tigger transposable element-derived protein 6-like. Gene Ontology annotation, molecular function: DNA binding. Gene Ontology annotation, cellular component: nucleus. The record is from RefSeq and is a predicted model, not a curated record. The coding region runs from base 945 to 1886 and encodes 313 amino acids. NCBI's taxonomy places the organism in Eukaryota, Metazoa, Arthropoda, Insecta, Coleoptera, Curculionidae. The transcript is spliced from 2 exons.